Abrus precatorius (Indian licorice) is the source of this 927-nucleotide messenger RNA. Its product is annotated as dirigent protein 19-like. The transcript has a single exon. Bases 108 to 665 code for a protein of 185 amino acids. The record is from RefSeq and is a predicted model, not a curated record. NCBI's taxonomy places the organism in Eukaryota, Viridiplantae, Streptophyta, Magnoliopsida, Fabales, Fabaceae.
AUGUGAACCAAUAUUUGCGCCAAAAAGAAAAGAAGAAAGAAAAGAACUCAUGUCAUGUAUAUAUGAGAUGAGAUAUCACCUUUCUUUGCGUUCUAAUCAGCACAGUUAUGGCGUCCUCUUUACACAACUGUGUUUUUGCUAUUCUACUUUUGGCCAUAAUCCAAUUUAAAACCACGCAUGCGAACUCCCAUCAUCAUCACCACCUCAAAUCUCUUCACUUCUCUUUGUUUCAACACGAGACUAUAAACAAAACAGGAUAUAUCAUAGUGAAUGGUAUAGAAGGCGGGCCAGGAAUCACUGAAACAACAACCCCUUUUGGCACCUUGUUUGUCUUUCAGGAUCCUUUGACUGUUUCAGCAAACAGAUCCUCCAAACUAGUUGGGAUUUCAGAAGGGACUUCCAUUACAUCAAGUCUUGAUGGGCUUCAAAGCACCUCAGUUGCCAAACUGAGUCUCAGUUUGAAGCACCACAAGGGUUCUGUUUCUAUUGUUGGUGGCACAAAUAAUGUCAAGCCUUCGGAUUAUCCAGUGGUAGGAGGUACUGGUGAUUUCAUGUUUGUGCAAGGCUAUGUUACAUCUUCUCCAGUUAAUCUUAAGGGUCCCACUGUUGUCUACAAGAUUGAGUUUCAUCUUUACUGGCCCCCAUAUGCAACUCAAGCCUCAUGAAGGUCCUGGACACUUGAUAAUACCCCAGUUCCAAUGGGUCUCAAUUUUUCCUUUUGGUUUCGGAAAAUACAUCAGCUAUUUGCAUCGUAUUCUAAGAUUUAGGGUCAACAAAUCUUAUUUGCAGUGCCAUUUGCUUGUCUCCUUAUUCAUGUAGCUAAUCCUCCAUUUACUUGUCUGUUUGUGCCAUUAUUACUUGUUAUUUUAGUACGGAAAUAAAGAUUGUCAACAAUCUGAUUGUUAUCCUUAGCUUUUAAUAGAUUCA